AUGUGGUCGCCUUCAGAGAGCUUGGUUGAGCAAGCUGGUGUGGGCGUGUAUGCCCUCGCGAUUGUGCUUGCCCUAUACUAUGGUCACGAGGCCCAGGCCCGGCGUCGCCACGCUCAGCUGGCUCCCGGCGUGCUCCGAAGUGCAAUUUGGGAGAGCACGGCCCUGUACCUGCUCGAGCUGCUGGCCGCCUUUACUGCUGGGUUCAGCCCGCUUGUGGCAGCUGUUGUCUUGAAUCAGGCCGAGGCCUGGCAUGUUGCCUUUGCGGCCUGCUGCCCGGCAGCAUGGCUCUUGCAUAUCUAUGUGCUUUCCAACUGGCCCGAGUGUCUCCUCACGCGUGGCAGCGCUCGGGUUGACCGCCUUCCUGCCCUGCUGCGCAUCAUCAACAUGCUGGCUACAUGUCAUGCGGCCAUGGUUUUCUACCAGGUGCUCCAACAGCCCGAUGUCUUCAGCUAUUACGAGCAACUCUUGAAGAUGACCUAUGCUGGUGGUGUCAGCGUCCUGUUUCUUGUGGCCAUGGCUGGAAGAUGGCUGGCACCAUUGCGUCUCUUCCAGUUUACUGCAGACACUCGCUCUGUCCAGGCAACCGACGAAGGCAGUCACGGACCUGCCAGUACGCAAGGGUUGAGCCUCAAUGAAGAUCCCCAUGAUGCGGAACUCAACAAUGACGAUGAACGUGCGGCCCUCCUGCCAGCCCGCGACGCCCAAGAGGCGCUUCGGCGCUUGCGAGACUAUCCGUCCUGUCGCCAUCAAGGCCGAAGUGCCGAAUCACAAAGCUGUAAGGCUUGUCAGGAGGGGGUGCGGUAG
Molecule: messenger RNA, 804 nt
Organism: Monosiga brevicollis MX1
Lineage: Eukaryota; Choanoflagellata; Craspedida; Salpingoecidae
Exons: 3
Coding region: 1-804 (267 amino acids)
Source: RefSeq, a predicted model, not a curated record